This is a messenger RNA of Zingiber officinale, 1620 nucleotides long. RefSeq lists its product as uncharacterized. Bases 16 to 1209 code for a protein of 397 amino acids. Lineage: Eukaryota; Viridiplantae; Streptophyta; Magnoliopsida; Zingiberales; Zingiberaceae. The record is from RefSeq and is a predicted model, not a curated record. The transcript is spliced from 2 exons. Gene Ontology annotation, cellular component: endoplasmic reticulum. Gene Ontology annotation, molecular function: protein binding.
GUCCGAUAAUUCCUGAUGGUCCAUGAUUUCCACAACCGCGUGACAACUUUCCCCUUCUCUCUCUCGCUCUCUCCAGGGCUUCCGCAUCGCAAUUCUCGAUCCUUCGGCUUCUCUGCGAGGCGCACCAGGGACGCCAUGUCGAGUCCUCCCUCCCCUUCCUUCCCCACCAUUCGAUGGCCGCGCCUCCUCUCCCUCCUCCUCUUCUUCUUCCUCGUCCUCACCUACGGCGCUCUGGGCGGCGGCCGCCAUGUCAUGACCAUCCCCUCCUCCACCUUCCGCUCCCCCCGCGCCCUCGCCUGGGACCCCACUGCACAACACUUCCUCGUUGGAUCCAGCCUUUUUCCGGCCGCCUUGGCUUCCGUCUCCGACGCCGGCGUCACCGAGACCCUCGUCUUCGACCCCAUCCUCCCUGCUCAAUCCUCAGUUGCCGCACUCGCCGUAGACGAUCGCCGCCGCCGCCUCCUCGUAGGCCUAACCAAUCCCUCCGCUCUCGCUGCCUACGAUCUUCGUUCCCCCCGCCCCCACCGCCGCAUCUUCCUCUCACCUCUCCCCGAUCCCUCCGCCGCACUCGGCGGCGUCGCCGUUGACCACUCCACAGGGGCGGCCUUCGUCACCGCCGGGAGCGUCGUCGUGAAGGUGGAUCUAGACGGGGCGGUUUCCGUUCUUUCCAGAUCAACGAUUUUCAGCGCCGAUCCGUCGUCGGAAGGCCUGGGCGGGCUAGUGCACGGGAGAAACGCGUACCUGUUGGUGGCGGAAAGAGGCGGCGCUGGUAGGGUGUUCAGGGUGGACGACGAGAACGGAGGAACCAAGGAGGUGCUGGGAAAGGCUCUGGCUUCUGCGGCGGAAGGAAUCGCGUUGCGGGCCGACGGAGGGGCGGUGAUGGCUCGCGGAGGUGCGGGAGCACGGUGGCUGAGGAGCAGGGACGCGUGGUCGGAAGCAGUAAUCGAGGACGAGGCGGCGGUGGAGGAAGGGUGGCUGGCGACGGCAGUGGCAGUGCGAGAAGGGCGGCGGGCUUACGUGCUGGUGACGCCCGCGGAGGAGGGCGGGGGAGAGAAGGGGAGUAGGAUAGAGGAGGUGGAAUGGAGGAAGGAAAGAGAAGAGGACACGGUGUGGUUGUUUGUGCUAAUCGGUGCGGGCUUCGCCAUUUUCCUCUACUGGAGGUAUCAGAUGAGGCAGCUAGUCGCCAACAUGAACAAGAAGAUUGCAUGACAAGAACAACGCAAACGAAUGCUUCAAAUUUAUCGUCUAUCAGGCAUCAGGUCAGGCCAACACACUGGAGUAGGUUGCCAUUGCAUUGUAGAUGCUGAUGAACCCAUUUCCAUUGAGGUGAAUGUACCUCUAUGAGAUGGUCAUAGAACAAUUGUUGCUGACCCACCCACACUAGCUUGAUGGGUUAGGUAACUUGUUCUCAUUCCAACAAGAACCCACCCACACUAGCUUGAUGGGUUAGGUAACUUGUUCUCAUUCCAACAAGGGAGGGGCUAUUCACACCCUAACGUCCACUAAACAAAUCCUAAUUUUUUUCUCUCAAAAAUAUCCUUAGGUGACAAAUCUAAAAUAUCCUUUUCAUAAAAUUUAUAAAAUAUCUUCCUCCCCUCUUUCUCCUUCCUCCAUCCUUCU